CGUUGUGACUAUAACGUGAAAUAAUGAAUUUUGUUGUUUUAGAAUAUGGGUGAAUAUGUGCAAUAAUUUAUUUUACAUUGUUGUGGAAAGUGUUGUGUUAUAAAUAUAAUUGUGAAAUUUAAGUGUGAAAAUGGCCUCGGAUAAAAUAAAAGUAGCUGUGCGGGUUCGUCCCUUUAACAGGCGAGAGCUCGAACUAGGGACACAAUGUGUGGUGGAAAUGGAAGGGCAGCAGACCGUCCUACAGUAUCCGCAGUCGACCCACGACAAAGAAAGGAAACAACCGAAAACAUUCGCGUUCGACCACUGUUUCUUCUCUUUAGAACCCACGCUGCCCCAUUUCGCCUCGCAAAAGACUGUGUUCGAAUGUCUCGGCCGCGACAUCCUAGACAAUGCCUUCGAAGGAUACAAUGCGUGUAUCUUCGCCUAUGGACAGACAGGGUCCGGAAAAUCGUACACAAUGAUGGGCGCGCCGGGACCUGACGAAGGCGGUAUCAUUCCACGGCUGUGCGAUGCACUCUUCGAGAGGAUCGCCCGGCAACAAUCACCCCCGGCUCUUACUUAUAAGGUGGAAGUGUCGUACAUGGAGAUCUACAACGAACGUGUCCACGACCUUCUCGAUCCGGAGACGACGCGACGCUCGCUGCGUGUAAGAGAACACGCAGUACUAGGGCCGUACGUAGACGGUCUCUCACAACUUGCAGUAUCGUCUUUUCAGGAUAUCAACAACCUAAUGACAGAGGGCAACAAGUCCCGAACGGUCGCAGCGACAAACAUGAACAGCGAGUCCUCGCGAUCACACGCUGUUUUCAGUGUGGUUCUUACUCAGACACUGUGCGACACGGCCUCAGGGGUAUCGGGAGAGAAGGCUGCGCGACUAUCCCUAGUCGACUUAGCCGGCUCAGAGCGGGCUGUGAAGACUGGAGCUAUAGGUGAUCGGUUAAAGGAAGGAUCUAAUAUUAAUAAGUCCCUCACAACAUUAGGUCUCGUCAUAUCAAAACUGGCAGAUCAGUCUUCGGGGAAGAACAAUAAGGACAAGUUCGUGCCCUACAGAGAUUCAGUACUCACGUGGCUCCUGAAGGACAAUCUUGGUGGCAACAGCAAAACUGUUAUGGUAGCUACAAUAUCGCCAGCAGCGGAUAACUAUGAGGAGACUCUAUCUACUCUACGAUACGCCGAUCGGGCGAAACGCAUCGUGAACCACGCGGUCGUCAACGAGGACCCCAACGCAAGGAUCAUUCGAGAACUGCGCCAAGAGGUAGAGGCCCUCAAGGAGAUGCUAAAACAUGCUACGGGUUCUCCUGUUGGCGAAGAUGUGCACGAGCAAUUGGCUCAAAGUGAGCACCUAAUGAAGGAAAUGUCCCGAACGUGGGAAGAGAAACUCGUUGAAACUGGUCGAAUACAAAGUGAAAGGCAGCACGCUCUCGAAAAAAUGGGAAUUAGUGUACAAGCGAGUGGCAUCAAAGUGGAGAAAAAUAAAUAUUAUCUUGUAAAUUUGAAUGCGGAUCCGUCGCUUAAUGAAUUGCUGGUUUAUUACUUAAAGGACAGAACAUUAGUGGGCGCUGACAGCGAGGCAGAUAUUCAGCUUUCUGGCCUCGGAAUCCAACCACAGCAUUGCAUGCUCGUGGUGGAAGGUGGCAGCCUGCACAUGGAGCCAGUUGGCGGUGCCAGGUGCUUCGUGAACGGCACGCCGGUCGUAUCAGGAGUGCGGCUUGGACAUGCUGACAGGAUCCUUUGGGGGAACCAUCACUUCUUCCGGGUUAACUGUCCUAAGGAAACCACAGCGGCCGCAUCAGAGCCUCAGACUCCGGCGCAACCGAUAGACUACAACUUCGCACGUGACGAAAUCAUGCUGAACGAACUCAGUAACGACCCCAUACAGACUGCCAUCUCACGUCUUGAAAGGCAGCACGAAGAAGACAAGCAAGUGGCACUCGAGAAGCAAAGACAAGAGUACGAGCGUCAGUUUCAGCAGCUCAGAAACAUCUUGUCACCGUCCACACCGUAUCCGCCGUAUUCUUAUGACCCGUUAAAAUUAGGUAAAAUGACCGCGUGCACGCCUACGACCGCAGCGCGAGUCGAGAGAUGGGCUGCGGAGAGAGACGACACGUUUAAGAGAUCCUUGAGCCGUUUAAAAGCCGACAUACUCCGGGCCAAUGCUCUGGUGCAGGAAGCGAACUUUCUUGCAGAGGAGAUGCGCAGAAACACGCGGUUCAGCGUCACGUUGCAGAUACCACCGCAGAACCUCAGCCCUAAUAGAAAGCGAGGCGCCUUCGUAUCGGAGCCAGCCAUUAUGGUGAAGCGUCCAACGCGGGGCGCUCAAGUGUGGUCCAUGGAGAAGUUGGAGAACAAGCUAGUGGAUAUGCGCGACAUGUACGACGAGUGGCGUCGCAGGCAACAGCGUGACGACAUCAUAGAAAACGACGUGGCACCAAUCGACCCUGAGACCCCAACGGAAAUUGUCGAUAAAGCACUGGAUCCAUUUUACGAGACCCAAGAGCACCACAACUUGAUCGGCGUAGCGAACAUAUUCUUGGAGGCGCUGUUCCAUGACGUCACGCUCGACUAUCACACGCCUAUCAUAAGUCAGCAGGGCGAAGUUGCUGGGAGAUUACAGGUUGAAAUAAGUCGAGUGAGUGGUGAAUUUCCCCAAGACAGAAUAUGUGAAGCUGGUUCGGACACCUCAGCCGACAUGCGCGAUUAUGACGAAGCCGCCGAUCACGCUGCACAACAUGUAACGAUACGAGUGGUGAUCAAACAAGCGAGCGGGCUACCUCCAUCGCUCUCCAACUUCGUUUUCUGCCAGUAUACACUGUGGGGCGGUGGGGACCCAGUGGUGGUACCGCCCCAUGUGAGCGCGGACACCCCACCAGCGCCAACGUCACCGACCACCGUCCCAGCACCUACUUCGCCUAGGAACCAGCUCAUGACCUUCAGAUUCGACCACAAGAUAGACUUUACCGUACCGCUGACUGAGGAGUUCAUUGAACAUUGUGCUGAGGGUGCGUUAUCCAUCGAAGUAUGGGGUCACAGAUCUGCGGGUUUCAGUCGCACGUGCGGCAACUGGGAGGUUGAACAGCAGCAGUUAGCGAAGGCGCGCUCAUUGGCCGACCGAUGGGCUGAGCUCACACGAAAGAUCGAACUCUGGGUUGAGAUCCAUGAGCUCAACGAGCAGGGCGAGUACGCGCCUGUUGAGGUGACGCCGCGCAGCGACAUAGUCACGGGCGGCGUGUAUCAAGUCCGGCAAGGGCAGCAGAGACGCGUCGGCGUCAGGGUCCGUCCAGCCGCUAACUCCGGCACGCUGCCUAUCAUCUGUCAGCACAUUGUUAGUGUUGAACUGGGGUCUGUUACAGUCAGGUCACGUCUGCAAAAGCCAUUGGAUUCGUAUCAGGAAGAGGAUCUAGCGAUGCUGAGAAACCGUUGGAGCGACGCUCUUACUCGUCGCAGAAAACAUUUACAUGCUCAAUUGCAGAAACUGGUUAAUAUGUCGCCGUCGAUGAAAAGCGAGCGUGAUACGGAAAGAGAACAGUCGCUCGUCGAACAGUGGGUGUCGCUUACUGAAGAGAGGAAUGCGGUGCUGGUUCCAAGUCCGGGAAGUCCAAUACCGGGUGCGCCGGCUGCUUGGAAUCCUCCAGCAGGGAUGGAGCAACACAUACCUGUUCUCUUCCUAGAUCUCAACGCGGACGACCUCACAACGCAUUCAUCAGGCGAGGAAGUGACAGUAGCCGGCAUGAACUCCAUCCUGCCGAAGGAGCACGGAAAUAAGUUCUACGAGCUCACAAUAUUGCAUCACCACGACAAGGACGUAUCGGCUGUAGCUUCUUGGGACUCCUCCAUUCACGAUUCACAGUACCUCAACCGCAUCACUGAAGCGAACGAACGUGUUUACCUCAUAUUAAAAACGACGGUGCGACUGUCGCAUCCGGCACCUAUGGACCUCAUCUUACGGAAGCGGCUCGCGUUGAAUAUCUACAAACGGCAGAGCUUCACAGAUCGGAUACGCAAGAAGAUAGUUAGAACUGACCAGUUACCGGCGACGGGCGUGACGUAUGAAGUGGUGUCGAACAUUCCGAAAGCAUCCGAAGAGUUGGAAGAGCGUGAGAGCUUAGCACAAAUUGCCGCUACCGGUGAAGAGGCCAGUGCGGCAGACGGUGAAACCUAUAUCGAAAAAUAUACACGUGGCGUCAGUGCGGUAGAAAGCAUACUCACACUCGACCGUUUGCGUCAAAGUGUCGCCGUGAAGGAAUUGGAACAGGCUCGCGGACAGCCAAUCACAAUGAGGAAAACCGCAUCGGUGCCCAACUUCUCACAGCUGUCGCAGGCACUCGAGAACGCGGCCAAGAACGGGACGAACAUCAUGCGCCUGGACUCGUCCUUCGAGUCGCUGUCAGGGCUUGGCAGUGGUCGGUCGGGCAGCGUGGCCGAUCUUGCGGACGAAACGCCGUGUCGCAACGUGCACCGUCAUUCGUUCGCUGCGCCCUCACAUAACGACUCCGAUAUAGUCACUCCCACUAAACCUUUCGGCCUUGCUCGGCCAACGUUCCUUAACUUGAAUUUGAACCUGAACUCACUGCGACUGCAGACGCCAAACAAGCCGUCACCAGCGAGCGCCAAGCUUGGGCUGCGUAUGACAACGUUGCACGAAGAGCCCGGCCGGAGGAACGAUGAUGAUUCGCACUCCGAACCAGAGGCGGCGCCUACCGAUGAACUUACCACACCGCGAUCUCAAGUCAAUAACCGAAUUCACGCGGAUCAUGCCACGCGUACCCGAGCGUCGUCACGUGGAUUCUUACCUACUUCGAAGACGUUAGACUCGCUUCACGAACUUGCAUGCGAACGAGUACCGAAUAAGAACUCUCCUUCAAUAUCAUCCAGUGGAUAUGGCUCACAGGCAGUGUCAUCUACAAACUUAACAAACGAUGACACGCUCUCGAUAAGGAGUAUGUCAGUCGACGACACACCUGACUUCGAUAAAACAAUGGACUACUCACAUCUUAGUCGGACGAAAACCUCCAUGGCUGGACUUAGGAACGAAAUCACCGAACUCAGGAACGACAUAACUGAACUAAAGAAUGAAAUAGUCGAAUCAAAGAACGAACUAGAAGAGACAUCGUUCGAAAACUCGAAAGCGAAGACGCCGGUACUAACCCCUGGUUCUAGAAAUCGUAUUAAUCCAUUCUUAAGAGAUUGUGAGGAGGCUCCGAAAAGUGAUCAAUUAGUGGAUCCUUUGGGAGCGUUGCCUGUGGAAAGCACCGUAUUGUCUAGUCAGUCACACAAAACAGAGCCUGUGCAAGUUAACGGGGAGGCGAGUCACGAAACGUCGUUUGGUGAUGCAGAAGUAGAAUCAGAGAGUUCGGAACAGUCAAGUCACGAGACGCGGAGUCGUGAAACAUCUUCUGUCGGAGAAAGUGAUUCUCCUGGGACAGAUCAAGUCGUCAACACUUCGUUGCCUGCGGGAAAGGUGGUACGCCGCCGUGCAGGGGCGUCCGCACGCAACGCCAUGCGCCAAUCGUAUCCGGCUGCGCGUCCCAAGUCUGCGCACGAGCCCGUAAACGCACACGUACGCGCGUUACGUGACACGCCCGCUUCCUCUACAGAACGAAUUGGCGAUGAAGAAUCUUCGGAGAGCGGGCGUGUACACACAAUUCCAGAAUGGCUGACGGUUGGCGAAAGCGUUCAGCUUCGACUAAGCAGUAGUACGGGCGUUGUGGCUUACAUAGGUCCUACGCAUUUUGCUCCUGGUAUAUGGGUCGGGGUGGAACUGGAUGCACCUACUGGUAAAAACGACGGGUCAGUGGGCGGAACACGGUACUUCAACAGUCGCGCGCGGCACGGCAUCUUCGUGCGCGUAGACAAGCUCGUACAGGACCGACGCGGACGCUCCGUGCGCGCGUUCCGAGACAGCGAGAUGAAACGCGCCUCCAGUAAGGGUGACGGCCUACACAACCUGCACAGAUCGAGGAGUCGCGGCGACAGUAUAAACACAGUGGGCACCAAGGCUCGGGGGAAAUAGAUCCCCCACUGCAUCCCGCAUCGCCCCCGCUGAUUCGGACCGAAUUUACUGUUUCGUCCAAGUCUAUUUUUGUUGCAGUCCUGUAACGCUUUAUGGUGCUUUGUCUCUUUUAAACACUUGCUGAAUUCCAACCGAUAUAAAUACCGAGUUUUGCAUCCUUAGUAUAUUUACGUCCCACUGCUGGUGAUCCACGCUGCUGCAAUGCGAGUUUGUGGGUUUAAAGGACUAUUAUCGCAAGCUACUAAUGGUAAUAACCGGCCUCUCACGGCUUAACGUGCUCUAAGAGGUACGGGGGUUGGCACCACAAAUUUCCUAACUCCGGGCUGGUAGAGAAUUCUUUAACAGAAAAACCCA
Messenger RNA from Pararge aegeria (speckled wood butterfly), 6364 nucleotides. RefSeq names its product kinesin-like protein KIF13B (gene Khc-73). Gene Ontology annotation, biological process: cytoskeleton-dependent intracellular transport; microtubule-based movement. The transcript has 39 exons. Lineage: Eukaryota; Metazoa; Arthropoda; Insecta; Lepidoptera; Nymphalidae. The record is from RefSeq and is a predicted model, not a curated record. Gene Ontology annotation, cellular component: kinesin complex; microtubule. Bases 131 to 6010 code for a protein of 1959 amino acids. Gene Ontology annotation, molecular function: microtubule motor activity; microtubule binding; ATP binding.